Messenger RNA from Phragmites australis (common reed), 1794 nucleotides. RefSeq names its product protein kinase PINOID-like. Gene Ontology annotation, biological process: protein phosphorylation. The coding region runs from base 58 to 1554 and encodes 498 amino acids. The record is from RefSeq and is a predicted model, not a curated record. Gene Ontology annotation, cellular component: cytoplasm; nucleus; plasma membrane. Gene Ontology annotation, molecular function: ATP binding; protein serine/threonine kinase activity. The transcript is spliced from 2 exons. NCBI's taxonomy places the organism in Eukaryota, Viridiplantae, Streptophyta, Magnoliopsida, Poales, Poaceae.
AUCUCAGUGGAGCAAGUGAGCCAGUUACAUUGCCGCGCGAGAAAACUGUGCGUGCUGAUGGUCGCCGCGGUCCGCGAUCACCCGGCGCUCGCCAAGCCGCCGAGGCCGCACGCGUCGCCGCCGCCGGGGCUCGCGAUGCUGGAGGGGGACGAGAGGCUGUCUGACAUCGAGACGGCUUCCUCGACGGGGGCGCCCAACUCGAGCCUCAGCUCGGCCAGCAGCGCCGGCAGCCUCCCGCGGUGCUCCAGCCUUUCCCGCCUCUCCUUCGACUGCUGCCCCUCCGCGGCCCUGGCGGCGCCUUCCUCGUGUUCGCCGCCGCGGACGCGGGCGGCAUUACGGCCGCACCGUUCGGGGGACGUGGCGUGGGCGGCCAUCCGCGCGGCGUCAACGUCCUCCGCGGCGCCCCUCGGGCCGCGGGACUUCAAGCUGGUACGUCGCAUCGGCGGCGGCGACAUAGGGACGGUGUACCUGUGCCGCCUCCGGGCCUCGUCCGCCGCGGCGGCGACAGAAAGGGAAAGGGAAAGCCCGUGCCUUUACGCGAUGAAGGUGGUGGACCGACGCGCGGUGGCCAAGAAGCAGAAACUGGAGCGCGCAGCGGCUGAGAAGCGCAUCCUGCGGGUGCUGGACCACCCCUUCCUCCCCACGCUCUUCGCCGACUUCGACGCCGCGCCGCACUUCUCCUGCGUCGUCAUGGAGUUCUGCUCCGGCGGCGACCUCCACUCCCUCCGCCACCGCAUGCCCUCCCGUCGCUUCCCCCUACCCUCCGCUCGGUUCUACGCGGCGGAGGUGUUGCUGGCGCUGGAGUACCUGCACAUGUUGGGCGUAGUCUACCGCGACCUGAAGCCGGAGAACGUGCUAAUCAGGGCGGACGGCCACAUCAUGCUCACAGACUUCGACCUCUCGCUCGAGUCCACCGCCUCGCCGUCGCUCGAGGACGAUGCCGUUGGGUACGCGGACGAGGGCGAGCCGGAGGCGGUGAACGUGUCGUGCUUCCCGGACCGCCUCCUUGGGUUUAAGCGGCGGAGGCGUCGCAACACCACGGCGCCGGCGGCGCAGCCGCGGUUCGUGGCGGAGCCCGUGGACGCGCGGUCGUGCUCGUUCGUGGGGACGCACGAGUACGUGGCGCCCGAGGUCGCAAGCGGCGGCCCCCACGGCGCCGCCGUGGACUGGUGGGCCUACGGCGUGUUCCUCUACGAGCUCCUCCACGGGCGCACCCCGUUCGCGGGCGCCGACAAUGAGUCCACGCUCCGCAACAUCGUGCGCCGACCGCUCGCCUUCCCCCCGGGCUCGGGGUCCUGCGGCCCUGCCGACGCCGCGGCGCGCGACCUCAUCGCCCGCCUCCUCUCCAAGGACCCCGCCGCGCGCCUGGGGUCACGCCGCGGCGCCGCCGACGUCAAGUCCCACCCUUUCUUCAAGGGCCUCAACUUCGCGCUUCUCCGCUCCUCCCGUCCGCCCGUCGUGCCCGGGUCCUCGCCGCCCCUGCACCGGUCGCAGUCCUGCAAUGCCGCGCCGGCGACCCCGAAGAAGCCGGACUCCCGCUUCGACCUCUUCUGACCGUUGCCGUCGCCAAGCCGGCGACGUCAUGCAUGCAUUGACCUAGCAUCGCCAUUGUACACAAUGUUUACUACGUACUAGAGCUAGUUAAUUAGUGACCCGAGUGUCAUUACUAGUCUAAUCCAACCCACUAAUCACGUGACACCAGCAGCUAAACACCCGGCUUAAUCACGGGGGAGCAGCGGUCACAUGGGUGUUGGGCUUGUCCGGUUACAGGCUUGGCUUGGGUUGGCGAUUACA